GGCAGGGAUAGGUGUGUCUACCUUUACAGGGGAAUAAGAACCAACCGAUAACACGGAUAAUAUAUAGCAACACCUCACUGUUGACGCCCCAGGAAUGAAAAGGUGGUAGCUGCACCACAAAGAUCUACUGUAUUCGACAACCAAUGGAAUACAUCAUCUGUGCAUGCUGAUGCCACAGCAUUUCUACCCACAUGCAUGCUCUCACACGCAAACACAGACAUACACCUCUGACCUGAUGUCAGAGCCUCCAAAGUGCUGCAUCUGUCUGGACGACUUUACCAGCCCAGCUUCCCUCCCCUGCGGACACUGCUUCUGCCUGGGCUGUAUAGGUGAAUACUGGAGGAUCAACAGGGCCUGUCAGUGCCCACUCUGCAAGGCCUUCUUCCCCACCAGGCCACAACUGAAAACCGACCAAACACUCUAUGCUGGUGCCGCGACUGAGGAGGCAGCUGAGCCUUUAAAAGCUGGAGAGGUUCCCUGUGAUUUCUGCCCAGUGAAGCACAGAGCGGUCAAGUCCUGUCUGGAAUGCCUGGCCUCAUACUGUCCCACUCAUCUGGAGCCACAUUACCAGAGCGAAGAUCUUGGGCGCCAUCUUCUGAUCAGUGUAGUAAAGAACCUGGAGGACUCUGUGUGUAGACUGCAUGGAAAGCAGUUGAGCAGGUUCUGUAGGAGUGACCGGACGUGCAUCUGUGCCGUGUGCACCCAGACAGAACACAGGGGCCAUCACAUCAUUUCUAUCAACAAGGAAGCUGCAAAGAAGAAGGUUAAGCUAAAAUGGAGAAGGGUGAAACUUUGGCAAGCCAUUCAAGAGAGACUGAGGAAAGUUGAAGAAAUGAAGCUCUCUGUAGAGGCAUGGGUGCAAAACAAAGAGCUCAUCAGACAACUGGAGGAGGAAAUCUGUGAGCUGCAGAGCAGAAACACUGAGCUGGAGCAGCUCUCACAGACUGAAGACGACCUCCACUUCCUACAGGUGUGCGCCAUGGUCGAAAGUCAACAUAUCGCUCAAUGAAAUCCCAAUUUAUUUAUUUUUAAUACGCAGUAUUUGUUACAUUAAACACAGCCACUGUUCCUUUAAUAUGCACUCUCUCUCCUGUCUACAUGCCUUUCUUGACACCGAUCCAUCUUAAUGUUUGGACUAAUGUGAUGACUUACCUUCUAGAGCACUGGAAUGUUUUUAGCAGCAUACGUGGGAUGGUGGUUGCUUCAAAGACAUGGGUCAACCUUUUGGGAAAUAUGCUUAUUUACUCUCUGGAGAAAAAAACACCACAUCCACUAAAUAUUAGGGCUACAUCCAUCUUAGUAUAGCAUCAAAUCUAACUAUUAACACAUUGUACUUGUUUAACUUCAAAUUGCCAUUUUGUUUGUACUCCUCAGUGUUUGUGCUAAGUGGCUACUAGCUGUAGCUUCAUUUAGUGGACAGAUAUGGCUGUGGUAUUGAGUGUCUUAAGAUAUCAAAUGUUUACUUUAACAGAUUAAUUUGAAUGUACCUGCUGAGCUGUUUAGCUUUUUAUUUAACUGUGCAAAUAAAAUUUUGUAUAGAUUUUAAAGAAGAAAAGUAAACCUCAAAUAAUAAUAAUUGCCUAAAUCCAGUAGAUGAAAUGAAGAAAAGAAGAAAAAAAAAACUUGAUUCGGGAGGAUUCACUGAGAGAAUACAGUAUGUUGUAUGAUUGUAACUUAUGCAUGGGUGGAUGAUGUAAUGUAUUUCAAGAAAAAUGUGUGGAAAUCAACCUGUGUAAGCACUCAGAAAGGGGGAAAAAAACACAGCAUUUGACGGGAUUUAAGUAACAAUAUUAAAUAAUAUAUAUCUAACCAAAAGUGAGGAAAAUUGACCACCCUGUCCCAAGGUUACAGAAGUCGGUCACUAUUUAUGCUUACAUCAGAGCUCACACCUCUUUACAAGACGUGUGA
This is a messenger RNA of Etheostoma spectabile (orangethroat darter), 1908 nucleotides long. RefSeq names its product E3 ubiquitin-protein ligase TRIM47. The record is from RefSeq and is a predicted model, not a curated record. Gene Ontology annotation, molecular function: zinc ion binding. NCBI's taxonomy places the organism in Eukaryota, Metazoa, Chordata, Actinopteri, Perciformes, Percidae. The transcript has 3 exons. The coding region runs from base 164 to 1009 and encodes 281 amino acids.